Adineta steineri is the source of this 3039-nucleotide messenger RNA. The record is from the annotation of a GenBank genome assembly. Lineage: Eukaryota; Metazoa; Rotifera; Eurotatoria; Adinetida; Adinetidae.
AUGAAUAACAGUAACACGACUAUGACACCAUCGGAUGCUAUCCAACCAAGACGACACAUAGUUCAAAAUUAUUCACUCCUUUGGUUAGAUGAGUGUGGAGAAGAAGCAAAUAAAGAUUAUCAAAAUAUUUUGACACAAUUAAAAACCAUCGCCGACAAUGUGAAAGUCUUUAAGCAACGAGAUGAAUGUAUUGACUAUCUUACAGAUGCUCAAGAAGACAUCAAGUCUUUUCUCGUUGUCAAGGAGACUAUGUCUCAACAAAUAAUGCCCCACAUCAAUAAUAUUCCUCAGCUGCAUGGUAUUUAUAUCUUUAAUGAUGCUAAUAUCCAAACUGAAGAAUUGAAAACAAAAUGGCAAAAAAUCAAGAGCGUUCAUGCCAACAUCGAUGACUUAUGCCAAGCAUUACAAAUCGGUAUCAAGCAGUUCAAUCAAGACUCAAUAGCCAUGAGUUUUAUCACAGUAAAGGAAAUGGCUUUAACUGAUAACUUAAAUCAGUUGGAGCCAACUUUUAUGUAUACUCAACUAUUCAAGGAAAUUCUUUUUGAUAUGGAACAUAACGAACAGUCUAUCAAAGACUUUAUUACUUACUGUCGAGAUCAUGAUUGUGUGUCACCAAAAUAUAUUGACCGUUUUGAGAAAGAAUACCAUGCUCAAUUAGCUAUUUGGUGGUACACUUUCCCAUCCAACAUCUACUAUAUGCUCAAUUAUGCUCUUCGAACAUUAGAAGCCGAUAUAAUUAUUACUAUGGGUUUUUUUCUACGAGAUGUACAUGAACAAAUUCAGCAAUUAUACGAACAACAGGUCGACAGUUAUGGAAGAAAACCUUUUUUAGUUUAUCGUGGUCAAGGUCUUUUGAAAGCAGACUUCGAAAAACUCCAGAAAACACAAGGCGGCUUAAUGUCAUUUAACAAUUUCUUGUCCACCACCAAAGAUAAAGAAGUAUCCAUCGGUUAUGCACUCAUUGCUACAACAGAACCGGACAAGGUGGGCAUUCUUUUUAUGAUGUCCAUUGAUCCUUGUGUUAAAUCAGCGCCAUUUGCCUCCGUCAAGGAAGUGAGUGCUAUUAAGAGCGAAGAUGAAAUUCUCUUCUCAAUGCACACAGUCUUUCGAGUGAUUGCCAUUAAACAAAUGAGCAAUGAGAAUCAACUUUAUCAAGUUGAAUUACAAUUAACCUUCGAUAAUGAUGAACAACUACGAAAACUUACCGAUCGGAUACGAGAAGAAGCUGAUAGUAGUACUGGAUGGCAAAGAUUGGGCAACUUAUUGCUAAAAAUUGGUCAAUUCAAUAAAGCUGAAGAACUUUAUAAUGUUUUAUUCGAACAGACAUCUGAUCUGGGUGAGAAAGCAAUUUAUUAUAAUCAGCUGGGAUUUAUCCGUCGUAGUCAAGGUGAUUAUGAAAAGGCUAUUUGGUAUUUCAAACAAGGACUUGAAAUCUAUCAAAAAACUCUCUCUUCAAAACAUCCUUUCUUAGCUACUUCAUACAACAACAUCGGUAUUGUGUACCACGACAUAGCAGAGUACUCGAAAGCAAUUUCAUUUUACGAAAAAGCACUUGAAAUCAAACAAAAGACUCUUCCUUCAAAUCAUCCUGCAUUGGCAACUUCAUACAACAACAUCGGUACGGCAUAUAAAGACAUGGCAAAAUAUCCGAAAGCCGUUUCAUUUUACGAAAAAGCACUUGAAAUCUUUCAAAAAACUCUUCCUUUGAAUCAUCCUGAUUUGGCUACUUCAUACGCCAACAUCGGUAGCGUGUAUGACAGCAUGAUAGAGUACUCGAAAGCACUUUCAUUUUACAAAAAAGCACUUGAAAUUUUUCAAAAAACUCUUCCUUCAAAUCAUACUCAUUUGGCUACUUUAUACAACAAUAUCGGUUUGAUGUGCAAAAGCAUGGGGGAGUACUCGAAAGCACUUUCAUUUUGCGAAAAAGCACUAAAAACUAUGCAAAAAACUCUUCCUUCAAAUCAUCCGUCCUUGGCUACUUCAUACAAUAACAUUGGUAAUGUGUACGACAAGAUGGGAGAGUACUCGAAAGCAGUUUCAUUUUACGAAAAAGCACUUGAAAUUCAACAAAAAACUCUUCUCUCAAAUCAUCCGUCAUUGGCUACUUCAUACGACAACAUUGGUAAUGUGUAUAACCACAUGGGAGAGUACCCAAAAGCACUUUCAUCUCACAAAAAAGCACUUGAAAUUUAUCGAAAAACUCUUCCUUUAAAUCAUCCUGAUUUGUUUAUUCCAUAUAACAACAUCGGUAGUGUUUAUGAUAGCAUGGGAGAAUAUCCGAAAGCACUUUCAUUUUAUGAAAAAGCACUUGAAAUUUUCAAAAACGCUCUUCCCUCAAAUCAUCCUGAUUUGGCUACUUCAUACAACAACAUCGGUACGGUGUAUAACAACAUGGAAGAGUACCCAAAAGCACUUUUAUUUUAUGAAAAAGCACUUGAAAUUCGACAAAACAUUCUUCCUUCAAAUCAUCCUGAUUUCGCGCAGUCAUACAGCAAUAUUGGUAGUACGUAUGACAAGAUGGGAGAGUACUCGAAAGCACUUUCAUUUUACGAAAAAGCACUUGAAAUCUAUCAAAAAACUCUUCUUUCAAAUCAUCCUGAUUUGGCUACUUCAUACAACAACAUCGGUACGGUGUAUAGCAACAUGGAAGAAUACCCAAAAGCACUUUCAUUUUAUGAAAAAGCACUUGAAAUCUAUCAAAAAACUCUUCCUUCAAAUCAUCCUUUAUUGGCUACUUUAUACAAUAAUAUGGGCAGCGUGUAUGACAAGAUGGGAGAGUACUCGAAAGGACUUUCAUUUCACGAAAAAGGACUAGAAAUUUGUCAAAACACUCUUUCUUCAAAUCAUCCUGAUUUGGCUACUUCAUACAAUAACAUUGCUAUGGUGUAUUACAGUAUGAAAAACUACUCCAAAACACUUUCAUAUUUUGAACGUGCUCUGAACAUACUACAAAGUGCUUUACCUCCAGCUCAUCCUCAUGUCAAAAGUGUGAAAGAUGGUAUUGAAAGUGUAAAAGAAGAAAUGAGAAAGAAUAGUUGA